Epithele typhae is the source of this 1302-nucleotide messenger RNA. RefSeq lists its product as uncharacterized. NCBI's taxonomy places the organism in Eukaryota, Fungi, Basidiomycota, Agaricomycetes, Polyporales, Epitheliaceae. The record is from RefSeq and is a predicted model, not a curated record. The coding region runs from base 1 to 1302 and encodes 433 amino acids. The transcript has 3 exons.
AUGCUCGCUCACCACAGGGGCGACUCUCGUUCCAUACAUCCCACCACCUACGCCGGCGACUCCUCUCAUCCUCUACGGUCUCUCAUGACGUUCCUCAGCACUCUCCACUGGAUCUUAUCUGCUAACAAAUCCGUCCCCGUCUUGCCUGUUUUGAUUUCCGGCUCCAAGAGCAAUCCAACUCAAGCCUGGCGGCUCCAUGUACUCAUGAACAGACUCAUCGACCGCACAAUCUCAGUAGACGACGUCCGGUCCCCUGAGCCACUCUACUCCUGCAUCGUCACCCAGCUGGACCACAUCCUGGACCCAAACGACGGAGACCCCCGCGAGUACAUCGUCGCCCACGUCGCUCUUCCCCACGCCAGAACCCCCGACGCACCCCCUCCCUCCGAACCGGCGCCCCCGCGUCCCAUCGGGCUCGUCAAGUUCGAGCGCUGCUGGGAGGGCCACAUCCCCGUCGAGCAGUACGACAAAUGCGGCCUCUCGAACGACGUGGACCGGCACGCGUGGCUCCCAGUGCACGACGCGGUCAACGUCUACGGGCCGUUCCUGGACCCUGUGACGGGGCGCCGCCGGACGGUCCUGCGCUCUAGCCGCGCCCCUCUGUCCCUCCUCUGCGUCGUCACCGCCGCGUGCGCGCUGCGCCGGCUGCACGUCGAGACCUACGAGGACACGUACGCGCACGCGUGGUUCGCGCGCGCGCUCUGGGAGCAGCUCGUGCCCGCCGACAGCACGGACGUCGUGUACCCGUCGGACUGGCGCAGCUGGCUCGCAAGCUGGUUCGGAGGAUCGCUCGUGGCUUCCGACCCGCCGAAGUUCGACGCCGUCUUGGAGGGAGCGGAGGCGGAGGCGUGCCGGGCGAUCGAAGACGGCGCGCUCAGCGAGUUCGUGGCUGCGCGGGCGAAGAUAGCCGAGUGCCUUUCCGACGAGGGCGAGUGGGUCUCCCCCGAAGAUCAAGCAAGGACGAUCGAGGAUGUCUCGGAUGCGGUGGACGCGGCGGUGUGGGGGGACUUUCGCGACCGGAACGAGAGGAAAAACCCAUUGAGGGCAUUGGAGUUGAAAGCGGAAGCAGAACGUCGUCUCCAGGCGAACAUCGCGCGCACGAAGGAGCCUGCCGCCUUUCCCGGGGAAGGACAAUCGCAAGUUGUCGUGAACGCAAUAUGUGGAGAAAGGUAUAGUGAGACCAGGAAGACGGAAGACGUGGUAAUAAGCCAAUGGCGAGAGCAGCAUCCGGACGUCGAGCACCUCCUUAAGCUCCUGCCUCCAAAAAUUAGGCUCUGGUGGCGGCUGCCGCUAGCAUCUUGA